This is a messenger RNA of Pseudomyrmex gracilis, 1211 nucleotides long. Its product is annotated as L-xylulose reductase. Bases 132 to 866 code for a protein of 244 amino acids. The record is from RefSeq and is a predicted model, not a curated record. Gene Ontology annotation, molecular function: carbonyl reductase (NADPH) activity; L-xylulose reductase (NADPH) activity. Lineage: Eukaryota; Metazoa; Arthropoda; Insecta; Hymenoptera; Formicidae. The transcript is spliced from 4 exons. Gene Ontology annotation, biological process: glucose metabolic process; xylulose metabolic process.
UGCUUAUUGCUCAAUGCUCAUAAACAUUGACGAGGACGAAGAGCACUAAAAAAAGCAAAGUUCGACUGCAAUCAACAUAAAAGCGUAUAUUUAUAUUACAAGCGUCAUUAUACGAUAGUCGACCAACAGUCAUGAAUAUUAAUUUUGAAGGAAAGCGUAUACUCGUAACUGGUGCUGGACAAGGCAUUGGUAAAGAACUAGUUCUACGUUUGUCCAAGUACAAAGGACAGAUAUUCGCAAUUUCAAAAACGAAAGAGAAUUUGGAUAAUUUAGUGGCAAUCGACCCAAAGAUUCAAUCGAUCUGUGUCGAUCUCCGUGAUUGGAAAGCAACUCGGAAAGCUGUUGAAAAUAUUCUGCCAAUCGAUCUGUUAGUUAACAAUGCCGGUGUCGCAGUUCUUUCACCGUUCUUAGAUGCCACGUCUGACGAAUUUGAUCUGAUUUUUGACGUAAAUGUGAAGGCUAUACUGAACGUGUCCCAGAUUGUAGCUAAGAACAUGAUCGAGCGAAAAACCAGAGGCAGCAUUGUGAAUAUAUCGUCGCAAGCUGGUCAAGUGGCUUUAAAAAAUCACUGUGUUUAUUGCGCAUCUAAAGGCGCUGUAGAUAUGUUGACAAAAACAAUGGCUCUUGAACUCGGUCCGCACAACAUAAGAGUCAACUCUGUCAGUCCUACGGUUGUGCUAACGGAAAUGGGAAAAUUGGGCUGGAGUGAUCCGCAAAAGGCACAAGAGAUGAUCAAUAAAAUUCCACUUGGUCGAUUUGCUGAAGUUGACGAAGUGAUAGAUCCAGUUGUAUACUUUUUGAGCGACCGAAGUUCAAUGAUCACCGGUACUUGCUUGCCCGUUGAUGGCGGUUUCCUAGCUACAUAAAUAAUACAAAUUGUUUUACAACUUUCUUUAUUACAAUUUUGGUGAUAACGUAAUUUGCUUUAUCUAAUAAUGUACUAUUUUUAAAAAGUGUGUUCUUUUGUAAAACUGCGCUUAUAUACAUAUAUAUACGAUAAAAUAUAUAAAUAAAUGAAUAAUUGUACAUACAUAAAAAUAGUGUUUAUAAUUUUUGUGUAUGUAUUACACAUAUAUAGACUUAAGAAACUAUCGCAAAUAGUUUCAAUAACGAAUAUGUGAAAUUAAAGGUUUACUAAAUAAAAUGAUAUAAUCCUGAUGAGAAGAAAAAUGAUGUAAGGCUAUAUAUAAGUAUAAUAUUUUUUAAUAAAA